AUGGACGCACCUACGCCCUUCAGCUGGAGCCGCUGCAAGAAGCGCCGGAGGCUCGCGAAGGAGCGGCGUGGGCGCCGCUGGCCGUCUGGCAUCGCCGCCAACGCCGUCUGCGUGUCGAGCCUCUCCGUAAAAGACAACAUAACGUUCUCGCAGCUUGCUUCCUUCAACACUUCACGUGGCACCGUCGCUGAGGAGGACAAGAUCAAUGACACAGCGCUCUCCCCCUCCAGUAUCGCUGCUGCUGUUAUCGUCAUGCUUGCCUGCACAAUGUCGAGCACGCCCGCGUGCAGCAGCAGCGGGGUGUGGUCCAGGGCAAUAAAGCCUGACGGCGUUGUGCCACAGCAGCACGACGAGGUCGGCGCGUGUGGGGUUGACAGCGUCCUGUCACCGCCGUGCCACCCACUCGGCAAACCUGCGCUGCCGAGCUUCUCCCACACCUGCUGGAGCAGGAGGUCCGGCUCACGGUCAAGAAUCUUCUCCCCAGGAAAGGAUGGUAACGCCUCUUGCUUCUUCUGCUCCUGCCUGCAUGUGGCAGGGUCAUUUGUCUCCGCAUUGCUGCUGGUGUCGUCAGUGUCAUCAUUACAUUCGCGAAAGGCACACCGAACGGCAUCAAUGGACGUGUCCUUCCCGUUACAAGAGGCUAUAAGGAGCAUGAAGAAAUAA
This is a messenger RNA of Trypanosoma grayi, 663 nucleotides long. RefSeq lists its product as hypothetical. Lineage: Eukaryota; Euglenozoa; Kinetoplastea; Trypanosomatida; Trypanosomatidae. The transcript has a single exon. Bases 1 to 663 code for a protein of 220 amino acids. The record is from RefSeq and is a predicted model, not a curated record.